This is a messenger RNA of Aethina tumida (small hive beetle), 561 nucleotides long. RefSeq lists its product as uncharacterized. The transcript is spliced from 5 exons. Gene Ontology annotation, biological process: detection of chemical stimulus involved in sensory perception of smell; sensory perception of smell. Lineage: Eukaryota; Metazoa; Arthropoda; Insecta; Coleoptera; Nitidulidae. Gene Ontology annotation, cellular component: plasma membrane. The record is from RefSeq and is a predicted model, not a curated record. Bases 1 to 543 code for a protein of 180 amino acids. Gene Ontology annotation, molecular function: olfactory receptor activity; odorant binding.
AUGAAUUAUAACUCUCCUAUGUACGAUCCAGUAUAUUUCUUCGUCCCUCUAAGUGGAGCUAGUGAAGACAUGUAUUUUGCAAUCUGGUUUUUCAAAAAUUAUUGUGGAUCUUUGCAAAAAGUUCUUAUACCUUUAUAUUAUUUAAGCUUUGUGGCAUUGUUUCUUGGAAGUGUUGAACAAUUUUUUGGUUUAUAUUGGGGAAUGACCCCAGACACUUACCCAAGAAUGAUUUGCUUGUCAAUAAUUUCCAUAGCGAUUUUAAUUCUUGUAGCCAUUAUUGGUCAAAAAUUUACUAACGUGAGUGAAACAGUAUUCGAUGCAACACUUAAUAUAAAAUGGUAUACUUUUAAUACUGAAAAUAAAAGAAUGUUACAUAUAUUCUUGAUGAAUUGCAUAAACUCUUACACAUUAGCCAUGUCAGAAACAGUUAUUCUGGAUUACUCAAUCAUGAUUAAGGUAGCAAAUAACUUGUAUUCAAUGGCAACUGUUCUAAGUGGUUUUGCUAGCAGACAAGCUCAUCAAAUUGAAUUAGCCAAUAAUUAAUAAUAAGGAGUAGUUUUU